Molecule: messenger RNA, 11259 nt
Organism: Actinia tenebrosa (Australian red waratah sea anemone)
Lineage: Eukaryota; Metazoa; Cnidaria; Anthozoa; Actiniaria; Actiniidae
Biological process (GO): microtubule-based movement
Molecular function (GO): ATP binding; microtubule motor activity; microtubule binding
Source: RefSeq, a predicted model, not a curated record
UCUUCCAUCGCCUCGCGAGGGGGUAGUGCAACAAGUAACACCUUGUCAAAGAGAUAACUUUAAGAUAACUGACGUGUCUAUAUGCAUGUAUUCUAUUGGGACAGUUGGAAUAACAGGUGACGAACAAUGAUAACCUGUUAGAAAAAAACCCGCUCUUAUCCUAAAGAUGGCAAAUUUGACGGAAGAUGUGUUAGCAAAAAAUAUACCAUUCAAGUUGUCGGUUCUAACAGUUUGUCGAUGGAUUGCAUUUUGUUAAUUAUCGAUAAAUUUGUUCGAUCUUCUAAUUAAAAAAAAAACAUUUCUUGAUUAUCUGUUUAUGUAGUAUCGGAAAAAUACGAAGCUUGUCUCAUUUUAUUCUCUUAAUCAUUCAUUUUGAUCUUCAACCUGUCCUAUAGCAAGGAAAGUCAAGCAGCUAUUGGCUGACCCAAUUUAGUACCCGCCAUUUAUCUGAAAAUUCAUUUUACGAAAGACAAAAGGUGCAAUCUUUGAACAAAGCCAGCCACCAUGCUGUAGCAAUGAAAUCACCUGUAGCACGCUUCAAUGCUCUUUACUAAUUCUCCUUCAGUGGAUUGAUCGGAGAGCACCCGAUGUUUCUCCGAUAUUUACCGACACUAAAUUAUUAAGUAAGUUAGCUUAUGAAUUAAAAAUGUUAUUCUUUGCUAGCUGAGUUCUAGUUGAAUGGAGGAUAGUCUUUGUACUGAAAAUGACUUUCAAAAUCUUUCAUUGUAUGUGAUUUACCGUCGAAUAGAAAGAGAACUAGGUUUCCCUAGUGCGUAACAAACUGAGCACAGUCGCUCAUGCAUGUCUACAAGGUAUCACGGUUUGCAGGCUAUGGCAACGAAUAAGUCAUGACAAAAGGCAAAGAAGCAGGUAGGAUACAGGUCUAUGCUCGGGUGCGUCCCUUCACUGACAAAGAAAAGGAUAAGAAAGAAACCAAUGCUAUAGCUUUACACCAUGAUCACUCUUUGAUUCGAGUACUAGAUCCGCGAAGAGAAACUAAUUACUUCUUUGAUGGUGUUUUUGGUCCAGAAGCGUCCAAUUAUGAGGUGUACCUUAAAGUGGGACGACCUCUUGUGUAUGCAGCUCUUAAUGGUUACAAAGGAACACUGCUAACCUAUGGGCAAACAGGCACAGGCAAGACCUAUACCUUGCUAUCAGAGGAUGGAGUAACUACAAAUGUCGUGAGUCACUGUUUCGAAAGAAUACAGGAUGAUGCGAUACACAGUUACAAGAUCACGUGCUCCUUUCUUCAAGUUUACCAGGAGAAAGUUUACGACCUUCUUAACCCAAGGUUUACAGUUGAGCUCCCAGUGCGGGAACAUCCCAAGAAAGGAGUUUACGUAGCCAAUCUAACACAAAACGAAGUAAAAUCAGCCGACGACGUACUGGCUUUACUUGAAUAUGGAAAAAGACAACUGGUAAUGGCUGAGACCAAGAUGGUUCGUCAUUCCAGCAGGUCCCAUUCCAUCAUGCAACUUAUCAUUGAGAGAAGGCUCAAAGCGCACAUUGCAAUGGAGCAAGCUUCUCGUGAAGAUUUAGCGCCAACAUCUCCCGAAAAUGUACACGACUCAAUUAUGGCGGUGGACGAGACAAUAAAUAACCUUUUGAAGGAACUGAAACAAGAAAGAAAAUCGCACCACAGGAGAGAAAGGGAGUGCCUAAAGGAGCUCAUGGAAAAAGAGCUGGAUGACAGCCAUUCUUUUAAAGGGGAUGUGAUCGUAAAAGGGAAAAUUAACCUUUGUGAUCUCGCGGGAAGUGAGCGUCUUACGAAGACCAAGGCCGAAGGAGUACGGUUGACAGAGGCUAAAUAUCUCAACACUUCAUUAUUAGAGCUAGGGAAUGUGAUUCAUGCUUUGGCUAGAGGAAAACAACGACACGUUCCCUACAGAAACUCAACACUUACACGUCUAUUGCAAGACUGCCUUGGGGAUAAUGGAAAAACUAACUUUAUCGUAUGCAUUGCCCCGUCAUUGAGUGAGGUCAACGAAACCAAAUGCAGUUUAAACUUUGGACUUCGAGCAAUGAGAAUAAUCAAUGUCGCCCGGCUGAAUGUAGAGAUGGAUUACAAAGUCUUAGCAGAAAGACUUGCAAAAAAACUUGAAGAUCAAGACCAUAGACAUAAACUUGAAAAACUUGAAUACUUACGAGAAAUCCAGCGACUUAACACAGCUGUCACAUCAUACGAAGAAAGCGAACAUGUAGUCAACAGUGACACUGAUACUCUAGUGUCUGUGAUCCAAAAUCUUUCAAAGAGCGUACAGCGUGAAAAAGAAGCAAAACAUAGUUUGCAGUCGGAGUUAACGUGUUUAAAGCAAAAGGUAUCCAACUCUCCCACAGUCACUGCUCCAGAUAUAGAGGCCCUAUUCCUUGCCGAGUUGAUGUCCAUGCAACUCCUUAAUCAUGUAUAUCAAAGCGAGGCAGUAUUUAAGGCAGUAUCUCAAAGCGACCUCCCAUCUAAGGUCAGGGAUUAUAUGACAUCCACCUGUUCCCAAGAGAAUAUACUCCUUAAUACGGGAUACAUGCUGCAACUCCUGGAGUCAUGCCUUGGAUUUGAAGAACAGGAAGAUUAUGCUUCCAAACUAAACUCAAAAGACUAUAGACCAAAGAUUACAAAAGCCGAGCAACCAGGAGAUGUCCCUGAUAAAGGUGACCAAUCCCCAACCAAAAGACAAAGCAGAUACGUUCAAAACAUGACGGGUGGUCUUAAGAAAAUGUUCGGUUUACUGGUUGGCAAUAAAGACAUCGCAAAGACAGAUAAUUGUAAUACAAAAUCUGAACAUGGUGAAGUGUCAGGAGCAGGAGAUAAGUCACAAGAAAUGACUGCGAGCGAAACCAAUCCAUGUUGUCUCGUGGAUACAAAGCAAACUAUGUCCAAAUUAGUGCAUACGAAAGAAAGAGUGGAGAAACAUGUUGCAAAUCUUCUAUUGACAGCAUUCGGAGAACAGUUAAUUUGUAGUCAAGGUAAUUCACCGCAGUGGGGUGUCCUUGGCAGGAAACUCAGCGAACUUAUCAUGUUCAAACGGAACAACAUAAUCGGUAUUAAAGACACCGAAAUGUGGUCAAACUACGAGAACAUUGCAAAUAUUCUAGAAAGCUGUUUCAAAUACGUACUGAUUGACAAAGCCCUACUAGCGUCGAUGGUAGUCAUUGAGCACAUGGAUGGUCGAGCCUUGGCGCAUAAACAUCUCAAUCGCCUACCUUCACCAGGACGAACCCUUCAAGAAGACAGAAUCGAUGUCCAAAAAAACCUUGCAAAAGAAAUAAGUAGCGGGCAUACGAACGUAAAACAGGGUGCAAAAGCUCAAGGAAUCUACGAUGCGCAGGACACCAAAGAAAACCCAGGAAAAGGUAUGGACGAGAAAGCAUCUCCAAGUAAACAAAAGAUUGGCACAACGAGCUCUGAGGCAACCAUCGAGCAGGAGAUAAACGAAGUAUUUGAUGAUACAUCAAGGUUAGAAACUGAACUUUUCGCAACCAUGGAAGAAAAAGCAAGACUUGAAGAUGAACUUAUUGUCAUGAAAGACUACGUCAAUAAGCUUAGGUCCAACAUGUUUCACCUCAAGAUUGAACGAGCUAAUCUUGAAAGCGAUUUAAAAAGAACCGCAAAGAGCUUUGAUACUUUGUCAGACCCCGCUAGCAUUAUCCCACAAAAAGAGCACUUUAACAACGCUCAAAGUAUCGUGGAGGAUUACAGAGGUUUAAAAAUAGGGGAACUUUCCGAUGUGACGGAAGCUUCAUACGAAAGUACUAGCGGAGGAGAAAGUGAAAAUGGCUCGCACGUUUCCGAACGUACUGAACAAGGUUCUCAAGUUUUAAAGAACUGCCUAGCAAGUAUGACAGAAAUGUAUUCAUUGAUGCCCAAUCCAGAUGAUGACACAUUAACUGAAGGAGACGAUUCCGAUGGUAAAGGAAAUGCAAGCUUAUCUGAAAACGACAUAGAUGAUAGUGAUGAGGAAGACAUAAUUAUCACAAAAAUAGCACGUGAAAUGCAAGACUUCCAUGCUCCUUCUUUAAGUAAAGACAAAACUAAGGACACUGUCGGUUUAUCCGAUGAAGAAAGAGAGCAAGAGGGCUCGAAACUGGAUAGCAGUAGCACUAAAACUAUAAAAAAACAAGCCAUUUUGUUAAAGAAUCCACUGGAAAUUCAAAAGUCAAAUAAGUCAUCGAAAAUUUUGCAAAUUGCAUAUGAAGAUCUUGAAGAUGAGCUUUAUCAUGUAAGAGGUCAACUAAGCAAAGCUCAACAAAUCAUUCUGAAUCUGGAAUCUCAGCUCAUUGAAGAAAAAGGCAACUGGGAACAGAUAAGAAAACUGUAUCUAGAGAAUAAAGACAAGAAUGAUGUACUAGAAGGGAAAGUGGCUAUUCUAAGGGAAGAGCUUGAGAAAUCUUUAAGAGAAAACACAUUUUUAAAAGAUUAUCAUAAAGUGGAAGUCGUAGAAGAAGGUCAAAACAAAGCCUUUAGCAAUUCAACGAAAUCACCCCUCAAGUCUCCUUCAAGAAGAAAAGUUUUUGAUCUGAGAAGUAUUCCUUCCAUCCAAAACAGCAAUCGGGAAAUGCAAAUCAUCAAAUUGUUGGAGGAAAACACGGAACUGAAGACAAGAAACGAAAAAUUGUCUGAAGAAAAAAUGUUGGCAGAGCACCAUUCAAGAGAAAAAGAAUCCAAAGUAAAAGACAUGGAAGAAAGAAUACGUCAUAUUGAAGAAGGAAAAAGAUCCUUACAAGAGCAAAUUGAGACCCUUCAAAGGAGAAAAGCAAAACUAGGCAAUGAAUUAUUAGAACGAAGGGAAGAAUCUUUCAUCAGCUCUACGGAACUGGAUCUUUACAGCAAAGAAUCUGAAAGACUUGAAAAGGAGCUUGCAAUGGAACGUAACAUGGUAGCAAAACUGCGACAGGACAACAGCAGGCUUGCGCAAGAUUUAGAGAGAAUAGAGUCAGAACUGUGUAGCUGGAAAAUAAAAGAGAAAAGUGCUGGUCGAAAAGAAGACCAGGAAAGUGUAUCGGUAAACGAGGGAUUACAGAUGGUCUUCAUAGAUGAUUGUUGUAGCGAGGAAGAAAAAGAAGAAAUAAACAAACUGAUUGAUUCACAUAAAGAUAAUAAAGAUGGUAAAACGGUUAUUACUCUACAAAAGGAAAUAAACUCUAUGGCAGAAUAUCACGAAGCGCUAGAAAAAGAAUACAACGAAAUUAUAAACGAAGCAGAAAAGUUGAGAUGUGACUGCCAAGCAAAAACAGAACAUAUAAAAUCUCUCGAACAUGACAAUGAACAUCUACGAAGACAAAUGAUGAACACUUCUAAGAUCACUGCUGAACCGCCAAAAACCAUCCUAAGUCGCCUUCAUCUCAGAACAUCUCCGAUCAAAACCAAAAAAGAAGACUUUGAUGUUCACGAGAGAUAUGAAGAAAGUGCCCGCGAACGAAACUACAAAAACACCGAGGAUCUAAUGAACACCGUUAAACAAGAAAACAGUGAACUGCGCCAAAAGAUUAGGAAUAGUGAACAGAAGAUUGCUAUUUACGAAGCAGACUUGGAAAAAGCAAUGUUGAAAAUAAAACAGCUACAGGAAUAUCGUAUCAGUCGAUGUCUAGAGGUGAGAGACACAGAUCCGAACUGUAAAUUGAAAGAAAGUAAUGAUCUAGAGAAUUAUUCAAGUAUCUCUGCUGAAAUGAUGCUGUCAAAGGCUAAUAAAGAAAUAGAAAGGCUACAAGAACAACUUUUAGACAAGGAUGCUGAAAAUGGGCUUCUUCAUGAUGAACUUCAUUUAAUCCGUUUGAGGAAGGACGAGCUAGAUAAGGCUUUAGAUGAAGCACGAGAGGCAAGAACAGAGCUACAAGAAAAGAUGGAAGAAAUGGGCAAGUGUACGCAUUUUGAGGAUACUGUAAAAGAGUUAACAGAGAAAAACCAACAACUGGAGAAAAAACUACGACAAAGCGAGGAAACGACGCUAUCUGCAGUUAAGAAACAAGAAAAACAAAACGAAGCUUUAAGAAAACUAGAGGAAGAAUUGGUUUGUGUUUCAGGAGAAAAACUUAAGUCUGAGUUUGAGAUGAGAAAUGUUGUAAUUGACAUGGAAAAGACACGAAAUGGCCUGGAACAAAGCAAGCAGGAACUAAAAUUGCUACAAAUUGAGCUCAAUGAAAAAAUUGAGCGAUCAGCCAAUCUUGAGAUUCAGCUUUUGGAGCUCAAAUGUUCUAAUGAGUGUAUGAAAAGUGAAAUCGACCAGUUGAAUGAAAAGACAAGGCUUGAGAACCAUCAAAACCAAGAACAACACAUUUGUAAAGAAACGAUGGAAAAAAGAUUGCAGGAAACUUUUGUGGCGAACAAUCAGCUACAAAGCGAGCUUCAUAAGAUUUUUGAAGAAAACAAAUAUUUAAAUGAAAAACUCUGUAAGGCCCAAGAAUGGAAAGAGAAUGCUGAAGAACAACUGAAUCAGGUAACUUCCGAAAAGAAACAAUUGGAAGGAAAAGUGAAGAAACUAGAUGACACUAAACGUAAAAUGGAAGAAGAAUUGAAACGCCUACGAGAAAAUACAAACAUUUUACAAGGUGAUUUAGGCAAGAUUGAAAAACAGCAAGAAGAAACAAACAAGAAGUGUUCUAUUCUAGAAAAGGAGAUCAAACGCAAGACAAAAGAAUUGGAAGGCAAGACGCGGGAUAUUCGCCGGUUAAGGAAAGAACUCAGUAGCAUUAAAGAAGAAAGGAACUUGGUCCAAAGCGAAUCGACUGCCAGUCACUGCGAGCCUUCAAAUGAAGUCAAGAAAAUUAAAGCAAAAGCAGUAGAAGAAGAAGAAGAAGAAGAAGAAGAAAAAGAGGAACUUGUAAAUAAACAGUUUGGAGCUGCUUAUAGAAAAAUAGACUGUAGCAACCAGCAGGUUGGAAGUGAAAAUCAAAUGAGCAAUACCAAAAACGUAGCAUUUUUGACAAAAGAUAAGGACAGUGUUACAAAUACAGCAGAAUAUAACGAAAUUGGUUGGGAUUUUGAAAAUGACACAGUGGUACAAGACACGAUAAAGAGUCAAGAUAGGAGUUUAACGAUGACCCCAGAAAAUGAAAAGCAUAUUGAAAAUCAACCACAGACUAAACAAGAUUUGAGUGAUGAAGUUGGAUGGGAUUUGAAUGAUUCUUACUGGCAGGAAAACAGUUUCCAGGGUAGCUCUGAGAAUUCAAACACUGAUAUUUGCACGCAAAAAAACGAAAAUCGUGAUGAAGCCACACAGCCUUCGAGUAUGACGUUAUCUGAAAAUAAAAAUAAAUCCGACAUUUAUCAAAUGCAGCAACAGGAUGAAGAGAUGGCAGCCAUCAGUGCAAAGGCAUCAGUCACACAAAUUAGUAAAGAAAAGCUUUUACUAGAGAGUGAAACAGCACGUCUUCUUGAAAGUAAAACUUCUCACCUCACCAAAACCCAAAUGAGCUUAGAGCAAUCAUUAUCUAAGGCACUUGGAGAAAAUAAGCGAUUGCUUGAUAAGCUCAAUGAUUCUCGCGUCAUUCUGGAAAGAAUAAAAUCUCGAGUUUCAAAGCUAGAGGAACAGAACGAUUGUAGCUUAAGUUUGAAUCGCAGUGAAGCAGAAACUCAGACGACCAAGAUGGCUGAAUUCCUAACAAAAGAAACUCAAAUCGGAGAAUUAACUAUAAUCGAAAAUGAUAACGAAGUAGUAGUUCCAGUAAUGGAAGACAAGGAAAAUGAAAUAUCUGAGGUCAACACUUCAAGUUCAAAAGCCAUAUUGUAUUUGACUCGUGAAAAGAAACAAGUUGCAAAAGAACUUGAAAUAACGAAACGAAGUCAUGAAGAAGCAAAGAAAGAACUGCAGGAGAAGGAGAAAUACAGUCUCGAGUUGAAACAAGAGUUAAAGACACUGCGACUUUCGCAAGAAGAGGAAAAGCAGAGUUUAUUGAAAGAAUUAGAAAUGACGAGAGGAGAUUAUAAUACGAUAAAAAGAAAACUCAAAGAACAAGAGGAGUAUAAGGCGUCCAGUGAGGAGCUAAAAGAAAAACAAAUACAGGCGGAGAGACUAAUCAUUGAGCUAGAGAAGGAUUUAGUGCGACAGACAGAAGAAAAAGCAAUACUCAAAGGUAAACUGUCUGACUGCCAAAACAAGCUGAAAGAACUAGAGAUACUUGAACAGGAGUUGCGAUCACUCAGAAACGAAAACAAACAGAUGAGCACCGUGCAAGAGGCAAUGGGACAGCAGAUUGAGCAUUUCAGGAAAGAAAACCAGGAACUUUUGGAGCGAGUUCAAAAACGGAAACAAUCCUGGAACAUGAGCAGACAACGGAGAAAAGUAGCCGGGAGGAAAAAGGAAGCAGGUUUUUCUGUAGGAAUAGGAAGAAAAACGAAAUGUAUGACUUUGAAAGAAAAACAUACAAAAAGUAUGCAAAACAGAAAAAACACCGCUUCGUCUGAAUCCAGAAGCUCAGAAGAAAGUGAUGAUUAUCAGGACGAAAAUGAUCACAACGCUCAUGAAAAUACUAUGAAACAACUCGAAGAUAGCAGAACCGAUAACAUGCAAAACAAGGAUGAUAAAAACGAGAUUUUAGAUGAAAAUGAAACAAGAAGAUCAACAAGGAAAGAGUUAGACACGAAGUCUCAUGACAAUGAACGUGAUAAUGAAAUGCAUAAUCCACCAGAAGCACUUGUCGCAACUACUUCAGAUGACAUACCCACCACAAAUGAUACUGAGCAAACAUCAGCAGAUGACACAAUUAUAGUCAGCGGGCAAGAUCUUAAAAGCGACGAAGAAGCAGAAGAAGAAGCUAACAUUGAAUUAAAACUAUCAAAGAUUCUGAAAGAGCGACAAAUGAUGGAAGAAGAAAUGCAAACACUUUUACAAGAAAUGAACAACCUCAAGGCAAGAUUCGCUACGAGACAGUUGGAAAACAACUCGCAUGAAAAGGAUGACCAUGACGAGCUUAGAACACAACUAGAACAUUUACAAAGCGAAAAAAACGAAAUACAGGAGCAAGUGGUGACACUAAAAACAAUUAACACAAAGCUCGAGGUUGAGCUUUCGGACGCCUUGGAUGUAAAACUAGCCAUGGAGGCAGAAAUAACGAGAAUGAGAACAGCCCGCCAAAAAGACCAUGAAAAAGCUGAAAACCUGAAUGAGAAUAACAAGAAACUCGAAAGUAUGCUUGCUAUUGUAAUGGAGGAAAAUUCCACUUUAUAUCAAGAUGUGUCGGCACUACGUGAAAAAAAUCAGGUACUUAAAAGCUACAACAUAAGAGAAAUAGUAGAUGGCAGUACUCAAGUAUCACCAAGAACGACCGAAGACGAAGCUGACAGUAACAGCACAUCUCCUACACAGAAAAAAUCCCCAGAGAGCGCAAAAUAUGAGAAUAAAACAAACACUUCUUAUUCCAAAGCUCUUCUUGAAUUGCCGAUCAAAUCAGUGGGUUAUUUGAUGAAGUAUCGAUGUCAAAACACUACGGAAGGUGCAGUUAAACCGUUAUCAGCUUCGAGCCCUGACACUUUCGGAAAAGUAGACAGUGGUGUAGAAAACACAACUGACGACAAUUGUAUUACAUCGUGCGAAUCUAAACACAUACUUUCUGAGGAAAUAAACCAAGAACAGAGAAAUUUCAAGGAUCAAGAUCGCGKGGCAAAAAAUCCUGAAAGCGCUGGUGACAAGACGAUGUGCAGUCAGUGUCGUACACAUGAUUGUCAGUGUAGAAGUAGCACCAAGGGAGUGCAACGUUUUGACGUAAUUCAAAAGGCACGAAAUACUGGUUCCAAUGAAAACCCUACUUUUGAGUCACUGUGUAAUGAUCAUGAUUUGACAAGCGGUGACGUGUUAACUGAUAGCUCUUUUGCCUCGGUCACUGAUUUUGAAGACAUAAGUUUUUCUUCUGAUUGGGUUUCGGCUGAGGACUUACGCCCUGGGCAUUCUACAUCCAAAGGACAUCGAGGAAUAAACAAAAUGCACAGAGAAAUGGCUGAAAUCAAAUGUACAAAUACAAUUCUUGAGAAUGAACUGACUAUCAUGAAAAAUAGAAAUUCUGAUUUUCAAGCACAGUUGCAAAAACUCGCCGGGAAGAAUAACUCUCUAAAGCAAAAGAUAUGCGACCGCUCGCUGGCUAUCAAGAAAGCCGAAAGAGAAAUGACUGCGUUAACCGAAGAGAAAAUGAGAUUAGAAGUACAAGUAUCUGCAUCAAAGGAAGAAAUAAAUAGACUUGAGCGCGACAGAGGUAAACUCGAAAGAAGUCUUUCCAACUCAAAGGCUGAGAACAAGCGUUUAAAGAACGAUUUAGCGAUGGCUAGGGCUGAAAGCUAUAAAACAAAGAAAACUUUAGUAAACUUGGAAGCCGAUUACAAAAAAUUACAAACAGAAUUUGAGGAUACGCGGGAUCAAUUAACAAGUAUCACGCAACUUCCGGUACACAAGAACACAACUGGCUUAUCAACGGAUAAGCAGCAUUUACGUGAUUCUUCCAUGUCGUACCUGGAAUGUGUGAUGGCGCCUCAUGAUACUGGAGAAUGUAUUGCAAAUGCUGGGGUUUCUCUUCCACAUCUAACGACUUCGAAAAGUGCAAGUGUAAGGAGAGUGUCAAGCGAUCAAACAUUCAAUCCAUCUUCGGAGCCGAAAAAAUCGCUUGAAAACUUUCAUCUACAGGAAAGAAAGUUUCAACGUCAAUGUAAAUCUCAAAUGUUCCCUACAGCUAAAGAGCCCACAUCUUUGACACAGUCUGACGAUUCCGAGUCCUCCCGUUCCGAAACAAAUCUAAGACUGGAGAAUCAAAUGUCUUACAGCAGCAAUCUUAGUUUUUCAGACGACAGGGACCGAGACAGCAGCUCCCAUAGCGAUGAAGUAGUAAGCUGUGAACAUGAUGACAAGAAGGUGCCCCAAAGUGGCAUUAAAAAAAUGUUCAAGAGAUUUUCAAAGUCUAAGAAGACUAACAAAUCAUUUUCCAGUUGAUCAUCCAAAUGAGGACGUUUUUCAAUAUCAAUUGCUGGUUUUCAAUCAUUUCCAAAAGAAUGUAAUUACAAAAGACAAGGAGGCCAUGUUGGUUGAUAUAACAAAAGAGACUAAUGACGAAUCUUUUGUUAAAUUCCUCCAACAUGGCCGCCGUGAAAACCAUCAGUAAGCACAAGAAAACAAAAGAUAGAAAAAUGUAAUUCUAAAACUGCUCGUUUUACAACAAUCUAUUUAUUCUCACGAACAUGUACUCGGAUACCAUUAGCAAUAUAAGUUGUAAAUAAUAUGAUAAUAAUAUAUGAUAACAAAGAGAAGCUUAUUAAUAAAGCGACGAGGCCGACUGAUGACCACACUA